CUCUACGCGCUGUCCCGCUCCGCCGCCGCGAGCCCUCAGCGUCUGGAUCUAUGUUGUAGGUAGUUGGGCUAGAUGCCACACACCAUUAGCCGGCAGGUUUCAAAGAUUGAACGUUUGAUUUCACAUCUUUUGCCGUUGUUAUUUUUCUUCUUCCCGGGGCUUCUUUUUUUCUCUGCUGCUUGGAUACCGCUGACUUAGGCAUUGGACAUGUGCACACAGGAUGAUGACAACCCCUUUCCUCCCCGUAGAAGUAAAAUAAAAUAGGCUUUCGCACACACUGGAUUUACUCCUGUCGUUCCAUAUGAAGAAGCCAAAAAUUUGGAUACGCGUCUGUGUCCAUUUACUGCUGUUCAUCACGCUUGGGGUACAUUCAAGUAAAUUUGACGUCAACCCAGUGACAGAUGACAUCUCUAGACUCUCUAUUUUGAGACAAAAUAUUCCUAAAGAUUACAAAAUUCCUGUACACUACGUUCCAAAAGAAGAGGGAGGGAUGUGCUGGGUAAAAUUGAACGUCUUCUAUUUGGAGGAGAGUUUACAAGAUUUAGCGCAUAAGUUUGGAAAUAUUUCAUCCAACAGAAGAGAUAUUAGCAUAUUCAUCCAAAUGCUCCAAGAACUGCGGCUCAACAUGGGCUCUGUGGAGCCAAUCAUGUAUGACUUUGAGUGCCACUACAGGGAAGAGAGGUGGCAGACAGCCAGAUACUUUGACUUUGUCAAAGACUUCCUUAUAGCUGCACAGAAUAAAGAAGAUUCAGAUGAUUGUGACCCUCCUCCCUGCCCCACCACACCACAUCCAGUAACAACAGAAAAAUAUUUAGAAGAAUCACCACCGUCCAGCAGUCAAGGCUCAGUGUGCGCAACAGGCUGCAAACCACAUCCUGAACCACGCACCCUGACUGAGGUGAUGGAGCGAAGCCUCCUCUCCUUACUGCUCAUCCCACUCCUAGCUCUUGUAUUCCUGCUUGUUUGGAAGGUCAGAUCACGGAGGAACGAGGCCGAUCUUCAACAGAAUCCUGGAGAACGUGGAUCCUUCACAGGAACAGAAGCGACUGCACCCCCACUAGAUGCUGAAAUAUCAGAAAAAAACAAGUUGAACGUCAUUGCAAUAGUGUAACGCUUCUACCCUUAGAUGUUCCUCAGCGUGAUUGGGCUCUACUCUUUUCUCCUCUUGGUGUCCAGGUGAUGAAUAACAAACAUGAAGCUGUGUUCCAUAGUGAGAUCGUAAAGGUAAAUGGCCUGUUUUUGACUGCUCUCUGGAUUCCUCUGGGUAAACCACGCCUGCUACCGUAUGGAUAAGCUUGCCUUUCUUGUAAGACUGCAUUAAUCCCAUGCUUUUGAAAAAGACAGACAUUUUAGCAGAGAGAAACCCCUGUAUCACACCCCCAAUGGAUUCUCUCGCUCCCUCAAGUCCUCCAUCAGAACCUGCUGCAUCAUGAACUAUUGGAGGGUAAACUCCCCCCCCUCAGCAUGUUGCUACAGUCUGGCUGUGUUUCUUGGAUCCAUCAGUUCAUCUUCAAACAGCAAAGCAGAGAGUGACACUGACACUGGUAUCUUUUGUAUGAACGGAGGCGUGAAUUACUACCUCUGGUGACCCUCAUGUUAACCACAUCUUCAACAGCUCUGCAGUCUCAUCUUAGUCCAGGGUUUUCCUAUAGAAUAUAAUGUCAAACAUUGUAGUGCCAAGGUGUAGUCACAUUGUCUGGUUCAGGCUUGUACCCACGGGGGUGUGUGAUGUAUUUAUUUAUUGGUGGCAGCACAGAGCUACUGCUGUUGAUACAACUGAAAUGUUUCAAGCAAUCAUUUAAGAGCACCUCUACUAAUGGGUCACAUUUAAAGAACAAUCUACAGUAUAUACUAACACAUCAUAAACCCCAAAAACACAUUUCCUGAACAAGUUACAUUUCUUCAUAUGAUGAUGAUGUUAUUGAUGAUGUUGUUGUUGACAGUAUAUAUGGCUUGGGUGAUUUGGGUUCUGUGAAUGGAAUACAUGGAAAACAAAAAACACACACACACACACACACACACACA
Messenger RNA from Plectropomus leopardus (leopard coralgrouper), 2025 nucleotides. It is a transcript of the gene kitlga, whose product is annotated as kit ligand a. The record is from RefSeq and is a predicted model, not a curated record. NCBI's taxonomy places the organism in Eukaryota, Metazoa, Chordata, Actinopteri, Perciformes, Serranidae. Gene Ontology annotation, molecular function: cytokine activity; stem cell factor receptor binding. Gene Ontology annotation, cellular component: plasma membrane. Gene Ontology annotation, biological process: cell adhesion; positive regulation of cell population proliferation.